GCGUCUCUCUAAACAAAGCCUUCGCUCCCUUUUUUCCUUUUUUUUUUUUUCUUUUUCUUUUGCCCCGGGCGGAUUUUUGUUGCCCUACGGGGAUAAAACCCUGCAGCCCUUACUUGAUCAAACCCUUCAUCCUCGUCCUACCCCAGCCAUGGUGAUGUUCAAGAAGGUGAAGAACUUCGCUGUGGCCUUCAGCGAGCCCGACAAGGUUUACUUCAGCGGGGACAAGGUGGCCGGGCGAGUGCUGGUGGAGGUGGCCGAGGUGACCCGUGUCACCGCCGUCAAGGUGCUGGCGUGUGGCGUGGCCAGGGUGACCUGGGCCAAGGGCCCGGCCCAGUGCCGGCAGGAGAUGGAAUACCUGCGCUUCGAAGACGUGCUGGCCCUUGAGGAGCAGCCCACAGAUGAGGACGGCUCAGUUAUCCUGAGACCCGGCAACAAGUACGAGUACAAAUUCGGCUUCGAGCUGCCCCAGGGGCCCCUGGGCACCACCUUCAAGGGGAAAUAUGGCUCUGUGGAUUACUGGGUGCAGGCGUCUCUGGAGCGUCCGGCCUGCCCCACGCAGCAGAUCAAGAAACGCUUCGAGGUGAUGGAUCCUGUGGAUGUGAACACCCCAGAAUUGCUGUCUCCAGUAGCAGCCAAAAAGGAGAAGAAAGUGUCGUGCAUGUUCAUCCCAGAUGGGCGCGUGUCCGUCAGCGCCCAGAUCGACAGGAAAGGCUUCUGUGAAGGUGACGAAAUCUGCAUUAACGCCGACUUUGAGAACACCUGCUCGCGCAUCGUGGUGCCCAAGGCGGCCAUCGUGGCCAAGCACACCUACCUGGCCAACGGGCAGACCAAGGUGUUCUCCCAGAAACUCUCCUGUGUCCGUGGCAACCACAUCAUCUCCGGCACCUCAGAGUCCUGGCGUGGCAAAACCAUCCGUGUGAGGAAGCUCAAGCCUUCCAUCCUGGGCUGCAACAUCCUCAGGGUGGAAUAUUUCCUGCAGAUUUAUGUCAGCGUGCCAGGCUCCAAGAAAAUCAUCCUGGAGCUGCCCCUGGUGAUCGGGAGCCGCUCGGGCAUCGGCAGCCGCAGCUCCAGCAUGGCCAGUCAGACCAGCUCCGAGAUGAGCUGGGUGGACCUGAACCUCCCCGACGCUCCUGAGGCUCCCCCGUGCUACCUGGACAUCGUUCCCGAGGAUCACCGCCUGGAGAGCCCCACCACGCCCCUGCUGGACGAUCCCGACGGCUUCGACAGCCCCAUCUUCAUGUACGCUCCCGAGUUCAAGUUCAUGCCUCCCCCGACCUACACGGAGGUGAGCGCGGCGGCAGCGCCAGGGCAGGGACCGGGCGGAGCCGGGGGCGCCUGCCCGGGUUCCUCACCCUCCUCCCGCUCCCAGGUGGAUCCCUGCGUGUCCAACAACAACAACAACGCCAACAACGCCAACAACAACAACAACAACAACAUCCAGUGAGCUCCACACCCGCACCCGGGGGGAGUCCGGACUCGUGUGUGUGCCACAAACCUGCAGCACAGCUGGGAGAAAGGGAAAAAGAAAAA
Molecule: messenger RNA, 1530 nt
Organism: Agelaius phoeniceus (red-winged blackbird)
Lineage: Eukaryota; Metazoa; Chordata; Aves; Passeriformes; Icteridae
Gene: TXNIP
Product: thioredoxin interacting protein
Biological process (GO): protein transport
Cellular component (GO): cytoplasm
Molecular function (GO): ubiquitin protein ligase binding
Source: RefSeq, a predicted model, not a curated record